AUGAAACCCCACACAACCGACCUCCAACCAACACACUCCAUGCUGGAAAAAAGGCCGAAGAAGCACCCCAAGAUGUCAAGCAACAACACACUAUCUGAAGAAGCACUCCAAAGAACGGUCUCGGAUCACUGCCCGUUAAUGAUGGAAACAAUCACUGUUGAUUGGGGGCCGAAGCCAUUUAGAUUCAUAAAUGCCUGGACAAGCCACCCAGAUUUUGAAAAGGUGGUCAAAGAUUCGUGGCAAAGACCCGGCAUCUCGGGAUGGAGUUGCUAUAUUUUCAAAGAAAAAAUGAAGCGACUGAAGGUCGAUCUAAAGGCCUGGAACAAAUCGUGCUUUGGUUCGAUCGAUGAAAGCAUUGAAAAACUUAAAGAUGAACUCAAGGAAUGGGAUACAAAAGAUGACAACGUGGGUCUGGACGAAGAAGAAGUUCUUAAGAGAAACGAGACUUCGGCAUCACUGAUUUUACAGAUGAAAAAUCGUGAUAGUCUUCUUGCCCAAAAGGCUAAAAUUCGGUGGCUUCAGGAUGGGGAUAUCAACAGUGGUUAUUAUCAUAAAGUUAUCAAUGGCAGACGAGCUAAGAACGAUCUUCCUGGGCUUCAGAUUAAGGGCCGCUGGAUCGACGAUCCGGCUGAGGUUAAAAAAGAGAUCCGAGAUCAUUUUGAAGCUCAAUUUAGACAAAUAAGUGGACUCCAACCUGUCAUCCCAGCUGAUUUUGCCCAAAACAAAAUCACAGCCGACAUGAGUCAACAACUUGACGCUCAGUUCACCGAGGAAGAGAAAGAUGCAGCUUCGGUUUUGAAGGAUUACAGGCCAAUUUCGCUUAUCAAUUGCCUCUACAAAGUGAUCGCGAAAGUCCUCGCUGCCAGAAUGAAACAGGUAAUGAGUUCUAUCAUUGCCGAUUGCCAAAGUGCUUUUAUCAAGGGGAGAUACAUUUUGGAUGGGGUGAUUGUAUUGAACGAAAUUCUUGAGGAUGCCAAAAAAAGGAAGAAAGGGGUGUCUCUUUUUAAAGUAGACUUUGCUAAAGCGUUUGAUACCGUUGACUGGCAUUUUCUGGACGUAAUGCUUGAGAGAAUGAAUUUUAGUCAAAGAUGGAGAAGAUGGAUCUCGGGGUGUCUCAGGUCUGCCACGACUAAUGUGUUGGUUAACGGGAGCCCUUCGGGUGAAUUCUGA
Molecule: messenger RNA, 1170 nt
Organism: Salvia miltiorrhiza (redroot sage)
Lineage: Eukaryota; Viridiplantae; Streptophyta; Magnoliopsida; Lamiales; Lamiaceae
Exons: 2
Coding region: 1-1170 (389 amino acids)
Source: RefSeq, a predicted model, not a curated record